AUGCAAACACCUGUAUAUGCAGUUCUUUUGGGCAUAACAAUUGCUGAAAUGUCAAAUGGCUUGUUGCCUCUACCAAUGUAUCUAUUGAGAGCAUUUUAUGAUGAUUCCAUCUGGUGGGAGAGAAGUAAAUUCUCAAGGUAUAAUUUAACACAAAUAUCUAAAUGGUGGAAGUUUGCACCACCGCAAAUGUACCAAACAAGUUCGAAUCCAACAGCCAGUGGAAUACUUGCAUGGACUACAGUAUUUCUUCCAACCGUUUGUCAUACAACAGCUACAUGGUUGACACUGUUCGUUGCAUUUCAGCGUUUAAUUUAUAUUACAUUUCCAAACAGAGCAUCAAAACUAUUUUCUAUGACGAUUGUACGAUCAGUGUGCUUCAUGGUUUUUCUAUGCGCUCUUGCCUUACAUAUUCCAAUGUUUCAGUCGACUUUUAUUAAAUUUCAACCGCUUCUUCUGCAUCAAAAUCUUACCCUGAGGAAUUAUUCGGUUAAUUUUAAACAGAUUCUAUUGUAUGAAGCACUGGAUCAUGUGCCACAUGUAGUAAUGAAAUGUCAUACAUGUUUACCGAUUCAAAUGUUUCUGUAUUUUUUGUCACGUGUCAUACUGGUGCAUUUAUUGCCUUGUAUAUUAUUAAUAAUAUUAACAAUAAUGAUUAUAAUUAAAAUGCGUCGUAUUCAUGAAAAACAUUUACUGCUCACUAAAGGCAAAACAUUUACACAGGCAUCAAAAGUACCAACAUCAUAUCGGCGAAUUAAGACAUACUCUUUACCAAACUGUCUAAAGCUAGACAUAUCACCUGAAGAUGAUAAAAUUCCUAAAGACAACUUUCUUCACAUCAAUAAUCACGAUCAAAACUAUGAUUACAAGGAUGAUGUAGAAAGUAGGCUUAAUUGUUUCUGUUGUAUUACACCUGAAAAGUCAAAGCCUUUCACGUUAACUAAUGACGGUAGUCGUAAAAUGACUGCUAGCCAGAUCAGCCCAAAUACCGCCAAUAAUAGCAAUAAAGAUAUAACCCAAGAAAAUGCUUUUACAACAACAAUACGACGUAAAUCUCAGGUUACUGAAUUCUUUUGUGUAUCCAAUAUGCUAAUAGUAUUAUUAAUCAAAUUUAUCCUAAUUCAUCUACCAAAUGCUUUAGUUAUUUUUAUAUACACAGUGAAAUUGAUGCAGCACAGAAUAUAUGGAAGUCAUUUCAGUGCAGGAAGAACUGGUAAUACCUCGGAAUUUAUUCCUAUAAUAAGAAACUCGAAUCACACUAUUUUAUUACCUUAUACAGUUAUGGAAUUAGUCAGUGAGUUGGAUCGUGUUAAUUCAGUGGUCAAUGUUAACGAAGCUGAUGCAAAUUUAGUGUGGAUAAGAGUUGUAACUAUUUGUAAUCUUUUAAUUCUAUGCUCAUAUCUGUUAAACUUUUUAAUAUUUUGGACAAUGUCAACACAAUUUCGUGCACAGUUUCGUAGAUUAUUUGAAUGUAAAUUAACAAAACUAUUGUGUCAUAAAACAUAG
Trichobilharzia regenti is the source of this 1503-nucleotide messenger RNA. The record is from the annotation of a GenBank genome assembly. Lineage: Eukaryota; Metazoa; Platyhelminthes; Trematoda; Strigeidida; Schistosomatidae.